UGCGGCGGAAUAAUCUAGACAACCAUUGUGUUGCAUCAUGAAGACCACCGGGCUGUUGGUAUUGUUGGCAAUCGUAGCAUCGGUACAGUGCAAGCCUGCACCCGAUACUGCACCACCAUAUUACGAAGGCAAGUCAGAGCCUUAUGGAGAAUCAAAUGCCAACCAAGCAAAUAUCAGGAACCAAUCAGGUUACGGUGAUGGUAGCAAGCUGCAUGGAGAUAGCGUUCAAAAAGGUGAGGCAGACAAUCUCAACCAGGCGGAUUUGUACAACCAGUACACAAAAGGUAGUCAUAGCAAACAGAAGAAUAGAGCUCUUCAAGAAGGUGCAGGAAAUAAUGUGAACCAGGCUAUUAAUGGCAACCAGUAUACGGUUGGCGAUGAUGCUCAACAGAAUACUGCUCGAAGCCAAUAUGCUACAGGAGACAACACAAAUCAAUACGCUUCAGGCAAUCAAGGUGUGAUUGGUGACAAUAGUAAGCAAAAAUUUGCUGCUGAACAAAAUGCAUAUACAAAUAAUGAAAAUGGUGAGAAUAUCGACAGAAGCGCUUCUUUGAAUCAACAGAAAGUAAAAGUUGAUGACGAUGAUAAGAAAUCAUCAGCCCAUGUUGACCAGGUCAGCGGAAGCGAUAUUUACUCCAAAAGGACUAAUGAACAUGGAACCACUUCAGACAGACUGAGAACUGGCACGAAAUCAUCCGGUACCACUUAUGUUGAUGAUGACAGAUCGUAUGCUAAUGUAAAACAGCAAAGUCAGAGUGAACAUGUUUCUAAAGAGGAUGAACUAUAUAAAGAUGGUAAGAAAUCAACUGAACAUGUCAACGGUGUCGACAAUAAAUCUUCAGCUACAAGCGAAACGACUGACAAAGGCACAGCGCGUAAAGCUGAACAGUCAACUAAAACCAACCAUUCUGAUAAAGAAGUAAUUGACAGACCUGGUUUCCAUUCUACCGAAACUUCUUCUUCAACUUCCAGUUCUAGCUCCACAUUCUCGGACUUCCACAGCGGCGAUGAUGCACCAGGAAGUCUAGAUCAAGCAGAUCAAACUCAAUCAAACAUAGGCCAUGAUUGGACUACUCAUAACAUCGCUAAACAAAACCUGAACCAUGUUAAAACCAGCAGAGGCAAAGCAUCAGCAAAGAAUAGUCAACAAAAUCAAGAUUCGCUAGCAACAAAUAAUGAGCAAGGCUCACACCAGGCUGCCGCAAACCAACAAUCAAACAGCCAAUUAGAAUCAACAAGGAAAGGUUCCGAAGCGUCUGGAAAUCAACAGACUUCGGUUGGUCAAUCAACCCAUAACAAGGCUGGCACCAACAACCAAUCAAUCCUUAACAAUCAAUCUGCAAACAGUGAUCCACAUGACAGCGGCUACUCACAUCCUUGAUCACGAAAGUCACUUUUAGUUUAGAUGACAGUCAAGUCAAUAACAACAUUUAAAUUACCAACCAGAAAAAUUAAUAAAAUAUGACAUAUUCUUGAAAAAAAUUUCAAAAUUCUUUUAUACUUACACUCGACUAUGUAUUUUUUUCAUUUUGGCCUUUAAGA
Molecule: messenger RNA, 1542 nt
Organism: Hyposmocoma kahamanoa
Lineage: Eukaryota; Metazoa; Arthropoda; Insecta; Lepidoptera; Cosmopterigidae
Exons: 3
Coding region: 38-1381 (447 amino acids)
Source: RefSeq, a predicted model, not a curated record